AUGGCAACUAACCAGCAGUUGUCCACGACCACGACCACGACCAUCACGGUCGAGGGAGAGUUGCCGGGCGCAGUGCCAUCGUCGCGACUAUUGCUCCGGCUGGAGGCGGCGCUGUUCCGGUCGCUGGCGUAUGUGGGUGCAUGUCUGCACUUUCUGGCAUCGCCACAGCCUCCGGCGCCGACGUUUACGCGCACUGUGAAAUCAACGCUUUCGAGCCACACCGGCACCUUUACUCUCCACGUGUACACGCCAGCGGGUUAUGACGACGCCGACAGCGACACACUCUAUCCUGCUGUCGUCAACUUCCACGGCGGCGGAUUCUCCAUGGGCUUGGCAACGGACGACGCCCGCUUUGCCCGCGUAGUCGUGGAGACAUGUGGUGCCGUCUUCGUGUCCGUAGCCUAUCGACUGGCGCCCGAGUAUCCGUUCCCAACGGCAGUGGACGAUGGUGCGGAUGCGCUACUUUACAUGAUCCGGAAUGCGGCCGCGCUUCAUAUUGAUCCACAGCGGCUGGCUACGUCCGGCUUCUCGGCCGGUGGCAACAUCGCGUUGACAUCGUUGUUGCGUCUGGGUGCCUACCUCCACGACGAACCGACAACGACAACGAUGGAGACAAGUCUUGCGGAGCCGGUUCCAUCACAUCGAUUUGUGGCUACGGCUACCUGGUAUCCCGUCACAGAGUACACAAAGACGCGGGCAGCGCGGCGAGUGGCGUCCCGACGGCCAGAGAAGACGAUGCCUCCAUUUAUGACCAACCUCUUCGACAACUCUUACGUAUUCCCGCCCACCAUAGAUCGCUCAGACCCGCUUUUAUCACCAUCACAGGCGUCCGACGCACGACUGGCGCGUGACAUGCCGCCCCACAUAGUGUUCUACACGUGUGAGUGGGAUUUGCUUCAGGCAGAAGGCGAGGCUUUGGCCAAUCGCCUCCGAGACCCACCGCUGAGCAGGGACGUGCACUACAAGAUGAUCCCAAAAAUGCUGCAUGGCUGGGACAAAAGCCCGAAUCCGCGGGAGCUACCGGUGGGUGCGGGGGCGCUGUAUCUAGAGUGCUGUGGUGUGCUAAAGGAUGCUUUUAACGUAGCAGCGAACGCAGUAACAGGACAAGACCUCGAAACGGAUACUUAA
This is a messenger RNA of Grosmannia clavigera kw1407, 1128 nucleotides long. Its product is annotated as alpha beta hydrolase fold family. The record is from RefSeq and is a predicted model, not a curated record. The transcript has a single exon. Gene Ontology annotation, molecular function: hydrolase activity. NCBI's taxonomy places the organism in Eukaryota, Fungi, Ascomycota, Sordariomycetes, Ophiostomatales, Ophiostomataceae. Bases 1 to 1128 code for a protein of 375 amino acids.